This is a messenger RNA of Syngnathus acus (greater pipefish), 3825 nucleotides long. RefSeq names its product DEAH (Asp-Glu-Ala-His) box polypeptide 37 (gene dhx37). The transcript has 27 exons. The coding region runs from base 148 to 3612 and encodes 1154 amino acids. NCBI's taxonomy places the organism in Eukaryota, Metazoa, Chordata, Actinopteri, Syngnathiformes, Syngnathidae. Gene Ontology annotation, biological process: maturation of SSU-rRNA from tricistronic rRNA transcript (SSU-rRNA, 5.8S rRNA, LSU-rRNA). The record is from RefSeq and is a predicted model, not a curated record. Gene Ontology annotation, molecular function: RNA binding; ATP binding; ATP hydrolysis activity. Gene Ontology annotation, cellular component: nucleolus; intracellular anatomical structure.
GGAACGUUUGUAUCAUGAGUGUUUUCUUUUCGAUCAUGUUUAAUUGACGGACGGAUUCCUGUUUACACGUGAGGUAGAAGCAAACCCACCAUACCAAGUGUGGCCAAUUUCAGGACAUUGUUUGCUACGUGGAAAUAAACGGUAGAGAUGGGUAAACUGAGAAAGAAACACAACUGGAAAGGGAGACAACAGGGCGAACAUCAAGAACCAGUAAACGGGAAAAAGGCUGACAUUGUAUUAGAACUAGAUGUGAGCAGACUAAAGGGUGUCGAUGAGAGCAACGCCUUGGUAUUGCCAGCCAACAAGGCAAAAAAGAAGACCUCUUCAGUAACGCCUGUUUCUAAAAAGAAGCCUUUAACCAAGAAGCAGAAGAAAGAGCUGCAAAAAGUGCUCGAGAGGAAGCAGAAGAAAGCUCAGAGAGCUGACAUCCUGACUCGACUGGCUGAGGUGCAGGUUCCAGAGUCUGAACUGAAGCUCUUUUACACUACAUCCAAACUGGGCACAGGGGAGAAGCUUUACCGCACAAAACAGUCAUCUGAUGAAGUUGUAGAUGGCGCAACUGGACCAAAGAUCAGCAGUGUCGGCGGGGCCAACAGGAAGCGAAAAUGGAAAGAAGAAGAGGAGGAGGAGGAGGAAGAGGAGCAGGAGGUUGAAGAUACGAGUCAUGUCUCAACUAGUGAUGAUGACUGUGAUGAAGAGGAAGAAGACAGUGAAGUGGACAAAACCCCGCUGACGAGCGCGUGUAAAGAAACAAGUUCUCCCUGUGAGGAGGUAAAAGAGAAGGAGAAGGAAGAACAGCAGGAGAUUCAGAAAGAAGAACAGACUAAGGAGUCCAUGUCCAAUGAGACCUCAAAGACAUCGCAGCCGGCCGUCUUCAUCCCGGUUGACAGAUUACCCAAAAUCCAGGCGGCUCGUCUGAAACUGCCGGUGUUGGCCGAGGAGCAGCUCAUCAUGGAGGCUGUGAAGGAAAACCCUUGCGUCAUCAUCUGUGGAGAGACCGGAAGUGGGAAAACAACACAAGUGCCCCAGUUUCUCUACGAAGCCGGCUACGCCAGUGGCACUGGAAUGAUUGGCAUCACUGAGCCGAGAAGAGUAGCAGCUGUCAGCAUGUCACACCGAGUCGCCAAAGAGAUGAAUCUGUCCACACGAGUGGUGUCGUAUCAGAUUCGAUACGAGGGCAAUGUGACGGAUGAGACCAAGAUCAAAUUCAUGACGGAUGGUGUUCUCCUGAAAGAAAUCCAGAAGGACUUCCUGCUGCGACGUUACCGCGUGAUCAUCAUAGACGAGGCCCACGAGCGAAGCGUGUACACCGACAUUCUCGUUGGUCUGCUCUCUCGUAUUGUUCCCCUGAGAAACAAGAAAGGUUUGCCCAUGAAGCUGUUGGUCAUGUCCGCCACUCUGCGCGUGGAGGACUUCACUGACAACCAGAAGUUGUUCAAAACGCCUCCGCCUAUCAUCAAGGUGGACGCUCGGCAGUUUCCUGUCACUGUGCAUUUCAACAAACGUACCCCGCUAGACGAUUACACCGGAGAAGCCUUCCAUAAGACCUGCAAGAUCCACCGCAUGCUGCCUUCAGGGGGCAUUCUGGUAUUUCUUACUGGCCAGGCGGAGGUUCACGGCCUGUGUAGAAGACUGAGAAAAGCUUUCCCCUUCAGGAAGGGCAACACAACUAUUGGUGACGAGGACGAAGCAGAUUCCUCAGAAGCCGUGAAGAGGUUCAAGAGGGCCAAGCAGAAGAAGAGCGUUUCGCUGCCUCGUAUCGACCUGGACAAUUACUCAGCGCAGCCGGUGGACGAAGGAGACGAGGACAGAGAGGCGGGGAUAGCUGAGGACGAGGAUGAAGGCUCUGACUUGGACAUUGGAGAUGAUCCUUGCGACACAGAAGAGAAGGCUGACCCGUCCAUCCCCAUGUACGUCCUCCCGCUCUACUCACUACUGGCUCCUGAGCAACAGGCCAAGGUGUUCAGGCCCCCUCCCCCUGGCACUCGUCUAUGUGUGGUGGCCACCAACGUGGCUGAGACCUCGCUGACCAUCCCCGGCAUAAAAUACGUGGUGGACUGCGGCCGAGUGAAGAAGCGCUUCUAUGACCGCGUGACGGGCGUGUCGUCCUUCAAGGUUACGUGGAUCUCGCAAGCGGCAGCCAAUCAGAGGGCGGGCAGAGCGGGGCGAACAGAGCCAGGACAUUGUUACAGGUUGUAUUCAUCCGCAGUCUUUGGUGACUUCAGUCAGUUCUCAGAAGCAGAGAUCACUCGCAGGCCUGUAGAUGACCUGGUCCUGCAGAUGAAGGAUCUCAACAUCGAGAAGGUGGUCAAUUUCCCCUUCCCUACUCCUCCUUCUACUGAGGCCCUUGUGGCAGCAGAACAGUUGUUGGUCUCCUUAGGAGCUCUCAAAGAGCCACCUAGUCUUAGAAGCAUGAAAGAGAUGGAGCGAGCGAGGCUGAGCUGCCCCAUAACCCCAUUGGGUAGAGCUAUGGCCUCGUUCCCUGUAGCACCGCGCUACGCCAAAAUGCUGGCGCUGGGCCAGCAGCAGGAGUGCUUGCCCUAUGUCAUUGCCACGGUCGCUGCCAUGACCGUCCGGGAGAUUUUUGAAGACCUCAACAGACCGGCAGGGAGUGAAGACGAGAACUCCAAGCUUUCUCAGCGUCGCGCUCGGAUGGCCCAAAUGAGGAGGCUGUGGGCGGGGCAAGGACCGUCACUCUUGCUGGGGGACAUCAUGGUCAUGCUGGGUGCUGUCGGCGCGUGCGAAUUCGCCGGAUGUACGCCCUCAUUUUGCGAAGAGAACGGUCUGAGGUACAAAGCUAUGGUGGAGAUCCGCCGACUCAGGAGUCAACUCACCAAUGCAGUGAACACCGUGUCCCCCGAUAUGGGAGUGUUCGUCGACCCCAAAAUGUCUCCCCCUACGGCGCACCAGGUGGUCUGCUUGCGACAAAUCACUCUAGCAGGCCUCGGUGACCAUCUAGCGAGAAGAGUACAAGCGGAGGAAUUGUUAGACGCGAAAUGGAAGCAGGCUUACAAGACACCACUCAUGGACGAGCCGGUCUUCAUUCAUCCGUCAUCACCGCUCUUCAAAACGUUGCCCGAGUUUGUCGUCUACCAGGAAAUAAUGGAGACCACCAAGAUGUACAUGAAAGGUGUGUCCGCCGUCGAAGCCGAGUGGGUGCCUCGGCUCCUGCCGCAGUACUGCCACCUUGACCCUCCUCUGGAGUCACCGGGGCCAUUUUUGUGUUCCUCCACGGGCACCAUCAGGUGUCACCGCUCAAGCACCUUCUUUCGAGUGGCCUGGAAGCUUCCCGCAGUGGAGAUGGAGUAUCCAGAUGGUCUGGAAAGAUACAAACUGUUUGCUCAAUUUAUUCUAGAUGGAGAGGUGUGUCCUAAACUAAAGGCCCAAAGGAGCCAUCUUCUGUCAAACCCCUCCAUCAUGAUGAAAUCAUGGGCCAAGCUGCAGCCGAGGACAGAAGCCGUGCUGGGAGCUCUGGUCUCGCAAAGAGUCGACUGCAGAGAUGCUCUCCUCUCCCUGUGGAAGACUGACAAUAAAUUCUUGCUGUCUGAAUACUGCCUUUGGCUACCUGAGGCCAUGCAUCAGGACGUCGCCAAAAGUUGGCCCCCAGUAUAAAGCCAACUUUUGAAAGGAAAGAAGCCCUGCAUCGGUUGUCAUAGUAUUUUAUAAGCUAUGUUUACAUGCAUUUUCUAAUAGAAACGACCUCGAUUAGGGUUCAAAUGACUUUAAAAUUGUGCUCCUGUAAAUCAUGUGCAUGUAAUUUGGUCUUCAUAAGACUUAUUAAAAUAUUAACACUUGUCUGUGUUUCAUGGAGAGGAAAAAGCCCCA